AUGCCUCCUCGGAAAAGGCAAGCCGAGCCUCCCUCCACCGCGCCCGUCGCCAAGCGCCGGUCGGCGCGUCAGGCUGCUGCGCAGCAACAACAGCCCUCGGAGCCUGUGCCCAAGGAAUCUGGCGCGGCGAAAGUAGCAAGCGCGCGCAAGGGGAAGAAGCAGCAGAAGGAGGGAAAAGUGGAUGAUAGCGACGCCGAAGUAGAGCGGGAGGAGCCACAGGCGCGACGCGUCAAGGAGAAAAGGAAGAUGGGGAAGGCCAACGCGUCGGCGGUGAAGCAGGCGGGCAAAGCCAAGGACGCUGACGAAGAAGACUCCAAGAAGGCGAAGCCUGCGAAGGCAAAGGGUGCGAAACCGAGUGGGGAGAGCGGCGCCGGCCGUGGUGAAGCGUCGGGCAGAGCAGUGUCAGAGGAUCCGGAUCCGGAUUCGUUGCCGACGCGGAACUCGGAGGUGGAGCGCCACGAGGGAGAGUGGUAUUGGCUGAUGAAGGCGGAGCCGGAGUCGAGGUUUGAGAAUGGGAUUGAUGUGAGGUUUUCGAUUGAUGAUUUGAGGGCGAGGGAGAAGCCGGAGCCUUGGGAUGGAAUUCGCAACUACGGUGCUAGGAAUAACAUGCGAGCCAUGAAUGCCGGCGACAAGUCCUUCUUCUACCACUCGAACUGCAAGGAGCCCGGUAUCGUUGGCAUCAUGGAGAUAGUCAAGGAAUACUCUGAAGACAAGAGCGCCCGACGUCCGGGAACACCAUACUACGACCCAUCCGCCACCAAGGACAAGAACAAAUGGGGCCUCGUCCACGUCAAAUUCGUCAAGAAGUUCGCCGUACCUAUCACGCUCAAGGAGCUAAAGGAGAUGGGUCAGGCCGGGAAGCCGCUGGAGGCGAUGCAGAUGAUCAAGCAGUCGAGGCUUAGCGUGAGUAAAGUUGGUAAGGAGGAGUGGGAGUAUUUGUGUGGAGUGGCGGAUAGGAAGGCGGAGGAAGCUGGGUUGGAGCAUGAGGUGGAUUGA
Scedosporium apiospermum is the source of this 996-nucleotide messenger RNA. RefSeq lists its product as uncharacterized. The record is from RefSeq and is a predicted model, not a curated record. The transcript has 4 exons. Gene Ontology annotation, cellular component: nucleus. Bases 1 to 996 code for a protein of 331 amino acids. Lineage: Eukaryota; Fungi; Ascomycota; Sordariomycetes; Microascales; Microascaceae.